AUGCCGCCAAAGGGAUGGAGAAAAGAUGCUCAGGGGAACUACCCAAGCACAUCAUACAUGAAGGAACAAGAAAAUGUUACAAUCGAAGAUUUGUUGUUCCCACGUAGUGUUAUCACCAGUCUUGCAAAAGAAGUUGUACAAUUAGGACAAACUGAUUCCGAAGUGGAGAAACGUCUAGUGAUUAAUAAGGAUGCUGCAAUUGCGUUACAACGUAGCGCUACUAUAUUUGUGAAUCACCUUUUAUUAUUUGCUAGAGAAAUCGCUAGAGAACAAAAUAGACGUAGUUGUAAUGUGGAUGAUAUUUUAGCUUCAGUGGAAUACAUUGGAUUACCUGGUUUAAGAAAUAUUAUUAUGGAUAAAAUGUCAGAUUAUCAAGAAGCGCAACGUAUCUUGACUGCUCAAAGACAACAACAAAAGACAACUGAUGAAGAUAAGGACUCGAACGACAAAGAACAGGAAGAAGAAGAAAUAGAAGAAGGAGACACCCCUACCAAGAAAUUGAAAACUGUAGAGUCUCAACAAGACGAACCUAAUACAACUACAAACACAGAAUCUGAAAUAGCAACAGAGACAGAACAGUCUCGGGAACCAACAUCAACAGUUGAGCCAAGUAUAUGA
Molecule: messenger RNA, 618 nt
Organism: Maudiozyma saulgeensis
Lineage: Eukaryota; Fungi; Ascomycota; Saccharomycetes; Saccharomycetales; Saccharomycetaceae
Source: the annotation of a GenBank genome assembly